AUGAAUGUAGAAAAGAACAAGUUCUUCAAGUUCAUAAAAGAUGGAAAUGCAAGGAUGUUCCUUCAUGAGCUGGAAAGUGGAUACAAAUGGAGGAGAACAAUCAAAGGAAAGAAAGAUGUGGACCUGGCUCUAGAGACCUUGGGAGCAGAGGUGGCCAAAGUAUUUGAUUUCGCUCAUAAGCAUGAAAGAUCUUACAUCAACUCGCUUAAGUCUGCAUUCUGUCCAUUCUUAUGCCCUUAUACUGGGUAUCAGGACGAACUGCUACGGGGAGCUGCAAUAUGGCUGUAUAAGGCAACAAAAAAUGCCGAAUAUUUGAACUACAUUCAAAGAAACAACCGGAGUUUAGGAGCUGUUGAAUCAGACGAUAUAUUUGGCUCCUCCAAACAGCUAGUGUAUUGUGGGGGGGUGACAGUGACUCCUCGCCAUAUUAGAGCAAUAGAAAAGCGUCAGGUUGGAGUAGAUGUUGAAAACAAAUCUAAAUCUGCUAAUUCUGUAAACACCUGUGCAUAUGGAGCAUGUGGAUGGGGCAACAAAACAGCCGAAUAUUUGAACUACAUUCAAGGAAACAGCCAGAGUUUAGGAACUACAUUCAACGAAAAAGCCAAUGCAAAAUACCUCAGCUACUCCAGACUACUAGUGUCUUGUGGGGCGAUGACAUUGACUCCUCGCACGAUUAGAGCAGUAGAAAAGUGCCAGGUGGACUGUAUACUGGGUUCCAAUCCUCUGGAGAUGUCAUACAUGGUUGGGUAUGGUUCCAAGUAUCCACAGCUUAUUCACCACAGUUGUUCAACACCCAGAGGCCAUACAUUUUAG
Molecule: messenger RNA, 813 nt
Organism: Cryptomeria japonica (Japanese cedar)
Lineage: Eukaryota; Viridiplantae; Streptophyta; Pinopsida; Cupressales; Cupressaceae
Product: endoglucanase 3-like
Exons: 7
Coding region: 1-813 (270 amino acids)
Biological process (GO): carbohydrate metabolic process
Molecular function (GO): hydrolase activity, hydrolyzing O-glycosyl compounds
Source: RefSeq, a predicted model, not a curated record